UGCUAGCUGUCAUUGUCUCAGUCGUCGUUCAAACGCGGCCAGGAUGUUUGGGCUGAGCGUGUUCUGACGGUCCUGACGGCCACAUUCAUGCAGCCGGAACCCCCGUCAUGAUACCGUAAAUGCUGGGAGCGACCGGAGUAUUCAUGCUCGGUAACAGGUGACCAGUCCGUCUACUCUACCGGAGCAGCCAUGAGCUCGGAGCGGCGGGGCGGCGGAGCCCCGCAGGAGAGGCCCCGGGACACCGGGGGGGAGCCCGACCCGGACCAGGACCCGGACCAGGACCAGGAGGAGGACCCCGCCCGGAAGGCUCCCAGCCCGGACCCGGGCGGGGGCAGCCCCGGGCCGGGCAGCACGGGUCCCAGCAGCAGCAGCAGCAGCUCCUGCAGGGAGAGGAGUCUGUUCUCCUGGCUGACCAGCAGGACCAUCAGGCGGGGACUGUUCGUGGACCCGGCUCGGGACAACUUCAGAACCAUGACCAGCCUGUACUGCUCCAUGAACCCGGCCGCGGAGUCCGUCAACCUCAGCUCGCAGACCCACGGGGCGGUGUUCAACCUGGAGUACUCCCCGGACGGGUCUGUGCUAACUGUGGCCUGUGAGCAGACAGAGGUUCUCCUGUUUGAUCCCAUCUCGUCCAAACACAUCAAAACUCUGACGGAGGCCCACGAGGACUGUGUCAACAACAUAAGGUUUUUGGACAAUCGCUUGUUUGCCACAUGCUCGGAUGACACCACAAUUGCAUUGUGGGACCUCCGUAAACUUAAUUCCAAGGUUUGCUCGUUGCACGGUCACGCCAGCUGGGUGAAGAACAUCGAGUAUGACACAAACACCCGGCUCCUCGUCACAUCCGGCUUUGAUGGCAACGUCAUCACGUGGGACACCAACAGGUUUACGGAGGACGGCUGUCCGCAUAAGAAGUUCUUCCACACUCGCUAUCUGAUGAGGAUGCGUCUGACGCCCGACUGUUCCAAGAUGCUGAUUUCUACGUCUUCAGGGUACCUGCUGAUCCUCCACGACCUGGACCUCACUCAGUCCCUGGAGGUCGGCAGCUACCGCAUGCUGCGAGCGCGGCGGACGCCCCUCACCUCAGAUGGAGGGACGUCAGCGUCCAGGUCAGCAGGCACGCCUCGCCACGGAAACGACUCCAGCAAGAUUCACCCUCACAGAGAAGGCCUUUCUCCCAGGAACAGCCUGGAGGUUUUAACUCCAGACAUCCCCGGGGAGAGGGACAGGGGGAACUGCAUCACCUCCCUGCAGCUCCACCCUAAGGGCUGGGCCACGCUCAUCCGGUGCUCCAGCAACACUGACGAUCAGGAGUGGACGUGUGUGUAUGAGUUCCAGGAGGGCGCGCCCACGCGGCCGCUGGUUUCCCCGCGCUGCUCCCUCCGCCUCACCCACUACAUCGAGGAGGCCAACGUGGGCCGGGGCUACAUCAAGGAGCUGUGCUUCAGCCCGGACGGCCGGCUCAUCUGCUCCCCCUACGGCUACGGCGUGCGCCUGCUGGCCUUCGACGAGGACUGCGGCGAGCUGGCCGACUGCAUUCCCGUCCAGACAAGCUGCCUCAGGGAGAUCCGCUCCAUCUACUCGCACAGCGACGUGGUGCUCACCACCAAGUUCUCCCCGACGCACUGCCAGCUGGCCUCCGGCUGCCUCAGUGGACGCGUGGCCCUCUACCAGCCCAAGUUUUAGCAUCCCUGUCUCAGAACGGAGCCCCGCAGACCUGGGCAGAGACGUGUUUAUCAGGGUUCCUGCAGGACCCGUCUGGAAACAGUAAAAACACAAAGACCCAGGUCUGCAACUCUGUUCCCUUGGGUGCAAGCUAACAGCAGUUGACUGCGGGAAACCGAACUUUCAACCGACCAGGUCACAGCGGUGGAACGGACGACACGUCCGGCCUUCCGGACUCGCAGCAUCAAGUGUUGAUGCAAACAUAAGAGAGGGAGGGUGGAUGGUAAAACUGGACUCCGAACCAGAUAAAGGAGACGUUUUGGACUUGUGAAGUUCACCACCAGGCAACUACAGACUCCCUACACUACAGACUACCAGCUGUCCGUUGCUCUUUUUCAUACUAAAGAUUGUUUUGGUCUCCGUAACCGUAGAAGACGGACCUUUUGAGACUCAACGCAUCCAGAUGUUUGACGUCUCAGAAGGAAAACACUAACGAUGCAAACAGAUAAUUUAUCUGGGACCCGUGAAGACACAAACGGGUUCUCCCAGGUCCUGAUCCUGCGCUCCGUGUUGCUCUGCUGCUUCGCUCUUGCCUUCGCUACCGGUGCUGCUUCUCUGCUCAUACAAUCAUAACUUUGUAAGGACCUCUUCCCUCCAAACCUACCUGCUUGUUUCUGUUCUCCUUCAGUCUCUUCCACUGUUCCUAAAGGUUUCAAUGGUGUAACCAUGU
Messenger RNA from Cololabis saira (Pacific saury), 2395 nucleotides. It is a transcript of the gene wdr32, whose product is annotated as WD repeat domain 32. The coding region runs from base 190 to 1686 and encodes 498 amino acids. NCBI's taxonomy places the organism in Eukaryota, Metazoa, Chordata, Actinopteri, Beloniformes, Belonidae. The transcript has 8 exons. Gene Ontology annotation, cellular component: Cul4-RING E3 ubiquitin ligase complex. Gene Ontology annotation, molecular function: protein binding. The record is from RefSeq and is a predicted model, not a curated record.